AUGACUGAUGUCAACGGAAGCUCAGUGAGUCCUUCCAGUGCAUUUGAUCUGGGAGCAUUCGUUGGCGAUUUAACCAUCGAAGAGGAUCUUAACGGUGAUGAUAUAUCGUUGGAAGGACUACAGCAAGAGCUUGAGGAAUGUAAACAUGAUGAAGUAGUUGCAAAUAUACUAUCUAAAGGUACAAAGCUUAGAGAUUAUACCAAGGGAGUUGAGAAUGAUUUGCGCAAAGUGGAGUUGGAUUCUAUUCAGGAUUACAUUAAAGAAAGUGAUAAUCUAGUCUCUCUUCAUGAUCAAAUUCGAGAUUGUGAUAAUAUCUUGUCACAUAUGGAAACUCUGCUAAGUGGAUUUCAGGCUGAGAUUGGUUCCAUAAGUUCGGACAUUAAAAUUCUACAGGAGAAGUCUAUGGAUAUGGGUUUGAGGCUUAAGAAUCGCAAGGUGGCUGAAUCCAAGCUGGCUAAGUUUGUGGAAGACAUAAUUAUCCCUCCAAGGAUGGUGGACAUCAUUAUUGAUGGAGAGGUCAAUGAGGAAUACUUGAGAACUCUUGAGAUUCUGAGUAAAAAACUGAAGUUUGUAGAAGUGGACACAAUGGUUAAAGCUUCAAAAGCUCUAAAAGAUGUUCAGCCUGAGCUUGAAAAACUUCGGCAGAAAGCAGUCUCAAAGGUGUUUGACUUCAUUGUUCAGAAACUCUAUGCAUUGAGAAAACCCAAAACAAAUAUCCAAAUACUUCAGCAAAGUGUCCUUUUAAAGUACAAGUAUGUUGUGAACUUCCUCAAGGAACAUGGCAAGGAAGUAUAUAAUGAAAUUCGUGCAGCUUAUAUUGAUACAAUGAAUAAGGUUCUCAGUGCUCAUUUUCGUGCUUAUAUACAAGCAUUGGAGAAACUGCAACUGGAUAUAGCAACAUCCAAUGAUUUAAUUGGUGUAGAGACAAGAAGCGGUGGUCUUUUUGCUAGAGCAUGGGAACCACUAAAGAAUCGUUCUGCUGUUUUUGCUCUUGGUGAUAGGAUUAAUAUAUUAAAGGAAAUUGAUGAACCAGCAUUGAUUCCUCAUAUAGCUGAAGCCAGCUCUAUCAAACAUCCUUAUGAGGUUCUGUUUAGGAGCUUGCAGAAGCUGCUUAUGGAUACAGCUACUUCAGAAUAUAAUUUCUGUGAUGAAUUUUUUGGGGAACAACAUAUGUUUUAUGAAAUUUUUUCAGGUCCUUUUGGUGUCAUGGAUGAGCAUUUCAAUACAAUACUUCCAAAUUGCUAUGAUGCUAUAGGUCUAAUGCUUAUGAUUCGUAUAAUACACCAGCAUCAGCUCAUUAUGUCUCGGAGGCGGAUUCCAUGCUUAGAUUCUUAUUUAGACAAGGUCAAUAUUUCUCUAUGGCCUCGGUUUAAGAUGGUAUUUGACAUGCACCUCUACAGUUUGCGAAAUGCAAGUGUGAGGACAUUGUGGGAAGAUGACGUUCAUCCACAUUAUGUGAUGAGGCGUUAUGCUGAGUUUACUGCUUCGCUUAUUCACUUAAACUCCGAGUUUGGAGAUGGUCAGCUUGACUUGAAUCUGGAACGACUUAGAAUGGCCAUUGAUGAUUUACUUAUCAAGCUUGCCAAGAACUUCACAAAAUCAAAACUACAGACGGUGUUUCUUAUUAACAAUUAUGAUAUGACAAUUGCUGUUCUGAAGGAAGCAGGUCCCGAAGCUGGCAAAAUUCAAAUGCACUUUGAGGAACUACUAAAGAGCAAUACAGCGUUAUUUGUGGAGGAACUGCUCCAAGAGCAUUUUAAUGAUUUAAUCAAGUUUGUUAAGGCCAAAGCCUCUGAGGACCCAACUGCGAGUCCUGAUAAACCUAUAACAAUUGCGGAAGUGGAGCCACUAGUGAAGGAUUUUGCAAGUAGGUGGAAGGCGGCGAUAGAGCUGAUGCACAAAGAUGUCAUCACGUCUUUCAGUAACUUCUUGUGUGGUAUGGAAAUCUUAAGAGCUGCAUUGACCCAAUUGUUGCUGUACUAUACAAGACUCUCGGAUUCUAUCAAGAGGAUCCCUGGUGGGUCUGCAUUGAACAAGGAUCUUGUUUCCAUAUCAUCAAUCAUGUAUGAGAUUAGAAAAUAUUCGAGGACUUUCUAA
This is a messenger RNA of Vicia faba (fava bean), 2097 nucleotides long. The record is from the annotation of a GenBank genome assembly. Lineage: Eukaryota; Viridiplantae; Streptophyta; Magnoliopsida; Fabales; Fabaceae.